AUGUCCCACGAUGUGUCCAAGUUGCUGGAGGCCAUUCGUCGCGCACAGAUUCAUUCCAAGCGACAGCACCACGACAAAAGAUCGUUUGAAAAGAGCAUGAUGAAGAACAUCGGGUCCAUCUACAACGACAAGAAGACUCCCAUCGCCACGGCAACGUUGGCCAAGUCAUCGUCCACGGCGCAUGGUUGGCACCACAUGGCUCAAACUUUCUUUCGAUACGUUCCAUCACACAAUCGAGACGUGGGCGACGUCAAACCGGUGGUUGGCAAGAUCAAGCACGCCAUUGUCGGCUAUGGAGGCCAUCGACAUAACAAACAAGACAUGAUCGGGACGACAUUUACACAUGGCUUGGAGAUUGUGCCGCAGCCCGUGAGUUUGCAGAAACCGCAUGCACUGGUCCUGCCCAAGAAAGACCUGUCCAUGUCCGCAUCGGGCUACGGAGUCUUUGAUGAGCUCUCUGGGUAUGGCCAAUUCCUGGCGCGCAGUCAAAUGGCAAAAUCUCGCGAUGGCGCGGCAGGGCACGGGAAAAAAGACAACUGUAGCCACGACGGACAGUUUGCAGCACCACCCCAUGAUGGCUCCACGUAUGGAGAACCCGCGCAGAGCAGCAAGAACGGCCAGUUCGCACCGCCACCCGCCGCCUCAGGCUACGGCCAGUUUGAGAAUGCCAGCAACUACGGCCAGUUCGCGCCGCCUCCCGCCGCCUCAGGCUACGGCCAGUUUGAGAAUGUUAGCGGGUACGGACAGUUCGCACCGCCACCCGCUGCUUCAGGCUACGGCCAGUUUGAGAAUGCCAGCAACUACGGCCAGUUCGCACCGCCUCCCGCUGCCUCAGGAUACGGCCAGUUUGAGAAUGCCAGCAACUACGGCCAGUUCGCGCCGCCUCCCGCUGCCUCAGGCUACGGCCAGUUUGAGAAUGUUAGCGGGUACGGACAGUUCGCACCGCCACCCGCCGCCUCAGGCUACGGCCAGUUUGACAACGCCAGCGGGUACGGACAGUUUGCUGAGCCGCCUAGCCGACCCAACAUCAAGGGGAUGGUGCAUUCCGGCCACGUGAACAACAACAGCAAACCAACGGUUGUCCAAGCUCGAGAUGCAGCAGCUCAGGGGCGACAAAGACUAUCUCCACUUCCCACCAUCCAUUUCGACGACUUGUGCCGCAACGAGAACCUUCGCGAAUUGUACCAUCGAGUGCUUCGACGAAUUGGCGGGGCGUCUGGGGUGGCUUCGACGUAUCAUCGAUUGUUCAACGUGCUGCGGCAACAAAGAGGCUCGAAAACGGACUUGAAGAAGCGGGUCAAAGCCGCGUUCGAGGUCGUCACGGCACGAGGUUAA
This is a messenger RNA of Aphanomyces invadans, 1335 nucleotides long. RefSeq lists its product as hypothetical. Bases 1 to 1335 code for a protein of 444 amino acids. The transcript is spliced from 3 exons. NCBI's taxonomy places the organism in Eukaryota, Oomycota, Saprolegniomycetes, Saprolegniales, Verrucalvaceae. The record is from RefSeq and is a predicted model, not a curated record.